AUGUGCCGUGGUGAUGAUGAGUUAGCGGCUGCCCCAGCCAAUCAACCACCUGCCCAGGCCAAUAAUCCAGUCGAACUCAUUCCCGAAGACUUGACAGACGACAAUGUUUCUGAGCUCGGAGCGAGUAUCGCCUCUUCGAGUACCAGCGUGUCCAGUUCGAUCUUCGAUUUUCGCGUCGAAAAUGGGAGAACGUAUCAUCGGUACAAGGACGGCAAAUACAACAUGCCAAACGAUGAGAGGGAGAACGAUCGACUAGACUUGCAACACAACUUGUUUCUGCUCACCUUCAACAACAAAUUGGGUCUAGCGCCACCAAAUGAUGCUGACUCCAAAGUCAAACGCGUCCUCGGCACUGACCUCUCCCCGUCAAUGCCGCAGUUCGUGCCGCCUAACGUGAAGUUCGAGAUUGACGAUUUGGAAGAGGAAUGGACGUACUCACAGCCUUUCGACUACAUACAUAGUCGGACGAUGAAUUCCUCAGUCAGCGACUGGAAGGCCUACUUCAAAAAAGGAUACGACCACUUGACACCUGGAGGGUACUUCGAGCUUCAAGAGGCAGAUCUCUUCGCCUACUCAGAUGAUGACACUUUGAAGGCUGAUUCCGCGCUCUCUAAGUGCACGGAUCUAAUGUAUGAAGCUUCAGUCAAGCUCGGACGGCCUUUCCAAAAGAUCCCUCCAUUAGUGGCUAUUAUGGAGGAGGUUGGAUUUGUCGACGUGCGAAUGAGUGUGUUUAAGUGGCCGUCAAACUCCUGGCCCAAGGAUCGGAUGUACAAGGAAUUGGGGAUUUGGGCCAACGAGAACUUCUGCAAUGGCCUCGAAGGGUUCACCAUGGCUUUAUUUACGAGAGCUCAUGAGUGGACGAGAGAAGAAGUCCUUGUCUUUUUGACCAGUGUGCGAAAGGACCUGAAUGACAAGUCGAUCCAUGCAUAUUGGCCCAUCCUCGACACGGGAAGCAUCGGCCCCGUAACGACCAUGCCGUCAUUCCGUGAGACGUUCGGGGAUUUCUCUCCCACGAUGCAUGGAGUUAUCGUUUCUUCUGUUCUUAUCCCGGGCGCGUUGUCGGCUCUGGUCUCCGGUGUCAUGGCUGACCGUUUCGGCCAUGUCCGUUUGUUCGCUCUUGGUGCUUUCAUCUAUGGCUGCGGCACCGGUAUCGAGUGUGCCUCACCUAUACUAGGAGUGUUCAUUCUUGGACGGCUUAUCAAGGGCAUUGGUGAAGGCAUGUUCUUGAGCAACGUCUACGUUCAAGUUUCUGAAAUAUCACCGGCCCGCAUCCGUGGCAUCAUGACUGCCUUGCCACAAUUUGCCAUCGUCACGGGAAUUGUCACGGGGUACUUUAUGUGCUACGGCACCGCACGCUUUGGAUUGUCGACUGUGGCAUGGCGUCUGCCCCUUGCCAUUGCGUCUUUCCUGGGCUUCCUCUUUUCUCUGACAUACUGGGUUGUGCCUCCUUCCCCCCGAUGGCUACUUGCCAAAGGAAGACCGGAUGAAGCCCGUUUGAUCGUUGAACGACUGGGCCUGGAUGAGAAAGAAGGCGAAGAGAUGCUGGAGCUUUCGUCCGAUGGGGAACACGACCCCAAUGCACCCGUUUUGGAGAUUCUGAGGCAAGCAUUCGCAGGUUUCCGAGAGGCAUUCUCAGCUCCUUACAGGAGCAGAACUUUCUUCGCCUGCUUCCUGCUUGGAAUGCAGCAGUGGAGUGGAAUCGACGGAGUCUUAUACUACGCUCCUAUCAUCUUCACACAAGCUGGUUUGGACGGCGAACAAGCAACUUUCCUGGCCUCAGGUGUCUCCGCCCUGGUCAUCCUCGGCGCGACGAUACCAGCAACAUUCCUCGCGGACAAAUGGGGACGAAAGACAUCUACUAUUCUAGGAGGGACGUUGAUCACCGCCCUCAUGGUUCUGAUGGGAUCUCUCUACGCAGCGGGGAAGGUGGCAGGCGAAGGAGCUGGCAAGUGGGUUGUCAUCGUUUCGGUAUACCUUUUCGCCAUCGUGUACAGCGGCACAUGGGCAAUCGGCAUUCGCACUUUCCUUGUGGAGAGUUUGCCGAGGAAGACAAGAAGCAGUGCUUCAAGUCUAGCUCAGGCCUCUAAUUGGUUCGCCAACUAUGUUGUAGCACUGAUUACCCCUGUGCUGAUUUCGAAGUCUUCCUUCGGAGCAUACUUUCUUUUCGCAGGCUGUUCUCUUUUUACGACCAUCGUGGCCGGUUUCAUCAUGGUCGAGACACGAGGUCACAGUUUGGAGGCCAUCGAAACCAGAUACGAAGAGAAGAACACAAAGGCCGCAAGUAACGGGAAAAAGGAUGGACUCGUGGUCACGAGAGUCAGAAGUGUGGUCUAA
This is a messenger RNA of Colletotrichum karsti, 2334 nucleotides long. RefSeq names its product MFS sugar transporter. Gene Ontology annotation, molecular function: carbohydrate:proton symporter activity. Gene Ontology annotation, biological process: transmembrane transport; carbohydrate transport. Lineage: Eukaryota; Fungi; Ascomycota; Sordariomycetes; Glomerellales; Glomerellaceae. Gene Ontology annotation, cellular component: membrane. The record is from RefSeq and is a predicted model, not a curated record. The transcript has 11 exons. Bases 1 to 2334 code for a protein of 777 amino acids.